AUGAGAAAACAAGCUGCAAGGAGCGAGAAGAACAAGCACCAUCCGCCUAGACGGAUGCCUAAUUGUGCCGUUUACUUCUACGUGUUCAUCCCUCUGCAGGAUAUAGAAGAGUUUGUUCAAAGCUCUGGAGAUGACGGCAUCGUGGUCUUCUCUUUAGGGGCCGUGGUCAAGAAUCUGACCACAGACAAGGCAAACCUGAUAGCCUCUGGACUCGCUCAAGUCCCACAAAAGGUGCUGUGGAAAUACAGUGGGAACACUCCCGAAACUCUGGGGUCCAACACUAAACUCUACUCAUGGAUUCCACAGAAUGACCUGCUGGGUGCGGUCAGCAGACUGACAGACAAGAUUAACUUCUCAGAGAGAACGUGGAACGUCCUCUUCUACGUCCUGCAGGACUUAGUUCUGGAUCAGUGUAUGUGGAAGAAGGAACACCCACCAGUGCCUGUAAGAUGAUGGGUAAUGCUGACAUCUGGUUGUUGAGAACCUACUGGGAUUUUGACUUUCCCCGUCCAUUACUUCCCAACUUCAAAUUUGUUGGAGGGAUUCACUGCAAACCUGCUAAACCAUUACCAAAGUAUUUCGAAAAGUUUGUCCAAAGCUCUGGAGAUGACGGCAUCGUGGUCUUUUCUUUGGGAUCUAUUGUCAAGAAUCUGACCACAGACAAGGCAUGAUCGCCUCUGCCCUCGCUCAAGUCCCACAAAAGGUCAGAAACGGGGGAAUCUACAGGGGGGCUCUGCUGUAGAGCCUUGCCCCCGUGGGUUAAUUAGAUUUUUUGGGUUGCGCCACUUUGACAAUGUGCCGUGCGCGCAGGACGCAGUUGCCUGGAGCGCAUCAAAGAUCAGCGCUGUUCCUCCUCUCUGCUCAAGAAUCCCCGGUGCCCCAAGAGUUCAAACAGAUACACAGCCCUGGUAUCCGUUCGAGAGGAGAACUAUGGUGGAAAAACUUAAUGUCAAAGAGCUUGGACCAGAUCAGCCCGACGUAAAGAUAAGCCAGCAGGACAAGGAGAAGGGUAAACUGUACACACGAGGCUUCUCCCAAAAUUGGUACACCAGGAAGCAGUGGCUAGCUGGAUGCAAUCACGCUAAUGCGUUAUUUUGCUUUCUGUGUUUGUUAUUCAAAACGGCUGGGA
Molecule: messenger RNA, 1129 nt
Organism: Nothobranchius furzeri (turquoise killifish)
Lineage: Eukaryota; Metazoa; Chordata; Actinopteri; Cyprinodontiformes; Nothobranchiidae
Source: RefSeq, a predicted model, not a curated record